Molecule: messenger RNA, 666 nt
Organism: Nylanderia fulva
Lineage: Eukaryota; Metazoa; Arthropoda; Insecta; Hymenoptera; Formicidae
Source: RefSeq, a predicted model, not a curated record
AUGACAACAGAUUAUCACAGAUACAUAGGAUUAAAGUUUGAUGAAGUUAAUCAACAUCUCUUAAAUUUAGCAAAAGAUAACAAACGUAGAACGAAACCAAGAAACAGUUCCUUGUACCAACGUAGAUCAUCUUCACAACCUUCAAACAAUGAAUGGAUGACAUGGACUGUGAUACAUCUUCAUUUGGAACUUCGUAAAAUAUCUUGUGAAAUUGACUCGAUAUUUGGAGUACAGAUGACUUUUAAAAUGGGAUGUUAUUUUUGUUGGUUAGCGAUUGACUUGCGUGAAAUUUUCGGCGUAAUACUCGUCAACAAUUAUAUCACAUCUAAUAAAACACUAUACGCUAUUAUAAUGUUAAUCUGGCUUUGUCAUAACAUUUUGAAACUCUUCUUUCUUAAUUACGUAUGCGAAGCAGUCAGCACCAAGGCAAACGCAACAGCAAAUUUAAUGAAGAAAAUAUCGUAUUCUACUUAUGAUAUUGAAAUUCGUGAGAAUAUAUCAUUAUUUCUAUUGCAAAUAACUCAAGCACCAGUCAGAUUCUGUGGAAUGGGACUUUUCCAAUUUGGCUACAAAUUUCUUUAUGGGUUCAGCUCAUUGAUUACGACCGUUGUAGUUUUAUUAAUUCAGGCAAUCAUGAAUAAACAAACAUUUUUAAAAAAUAACUAA